AUGUGCCUCUACACUGUGUGCAGCCUUUUGUACACGGUCGACUCUGAUUCUUUGCUCAUUUAUGUUACGGCUUUUCUCGUUCUCUGCCUCGUUGCUGCUAGCAUAAGUCAGCUGUACGGAAGUGUACGCAUGGAAUCGGAGGCUUUGAACCUGGCUGAUACACUCUUUGUAUAUCUGCCGGUGUCGUUGAUGCAUGGCUUUGUUGUUGUGAUGUUUUUCGUGGGUGCCUUUGCUCUUGUACCUCGCGAUGCGUAUUCACACAAGCCUAGUUAUUUGGUGGAUGCUAUUCUGCUCAUUGUACUUUUUUUCCUCCAGAGCUCUUCGGCUGGCUACGUCUUCUAUGGAAACCGUGAUAUUGCCGGUGCGCUUGUGGUUUCUCUGGGCCUGCUAGCCAUUGCUCAGCAGCAAUCCAACUUGCGCUUCAUCCACUGGACUGCCUUGUAA
Malassezia globosa CBS 7966 is the source of this 444-nucleotide messenger RNA. RefSeq lists its product as uncharacterized. The transcript has a single exon. Bases 1 to 444 code for a protein of 147 amino acids. The record is from RefSeq and is a predicted model, not a curated record. NCBI's taxonomy places the organism in Eukaryota, Fungi, Basidiomycota, Malasseziomycetes, Malasseziales, Malasseziaceae.